Molecule: messenger RNA, 318 nt
Organism: Paramecium octaurelia
Lineage: Eukaryota; Ciliophora; Oligohymenophorea; Peniculida; Parameciidae
Source: the annotation of a GenBank genome assembly
GAAUGAUAUAUAAAGACCUUGAAAGGAAUCAUAAACUAUAAAUUAAGGCUAUUUAAUGGGACCGAUUCCUAGAUAAGAACUCCAUGAUAAUACAUACUUAGAUUAACAAUUAAACUUAGCCAAACCACUUAUUUUAUUGAUAACACAAAUGUGUUUGCCAUGUCGUGCUAGAAUUCUAUCUGAAAUAAUAGAUUAGAUCUAUUAUAUCAAGAAGAAAAUAGAAAGAAGAGGCUGGUGCUUAAGUAUGAAGAGUCUACUUAAAUUAAAUGAAUUAGAGGAAAAAGAAGAAUAUUAUUGAUUGAGGAAAACCCAAAAGAG